Molecule: messenger RNA, 1867 nt
Organism: Lampris incognitus (smalleye Pacific opah)
Lineage: Eukaryota; Metazoa; Chordata; Actinopteri; Lampriformes; Lampridae
Gene: nxpe3
Product: neurexophilin and PC-esterase domain family, member 3
Exons: 6
Coding region: 77-1867 (596 amino acids)
Source: RefSeq, a predicted model, not a curated record
CUAAAUUCCGGAACAGGAGCGUCUCAGCAUCCAUCAUUACCACGGCUGCUGAAAACCACGUGACACCGCCGUCAGCAUGGUGAUGGCGAAAUGUGAGAAAUGGCUCGAAAAUGGGAAACAGAAGGGGGUGACCAUGUCCUGUCAUCUGUCCAAAUACACCCCCAUCUUCCUGCUGCUGGCACUGUCCGGCCUCAUCUUCCUCCUGCGCAACAUCGUCACACUGGAGAAUCUGAACUGCCAAACGGUUUCAAGGCUCUACCAGUUUCAGAGCGGGCUUCAUUCUACCUUCACCCAGGAGGAAACGUCGCCGCUGUACCACAACCACAGCUUCUGCAGCAAUCUGGGCCAGGAGCCGUCUCCCGGGGAAGCCCUGGAGGAGCGCUACCUCCUAGACUCUAUUUCAUGGCCUGAACCUCUAGCCCAUCCCUCCUCCUCGCUGAUCCCCCUGCGGCAGACGAGCGACCCCGUGCACAGCCUUUUCGCCAUCCUGCCGGCAGCGGGAGGAAGGCGGGAGUGGCAUGUCGGGGACCAGCUAGAGGUGCUCGUCCAAAUGCAUGACUUCCAGGGCCGUCCCAAGCGCUAUGGGGGUGACUUCCUGGUGGCCCGCCUGCACUCACCGGAGCUCACUGCCGGGGUGGCGGGCCGUGUUCUGGAUCACCGGAAUGGGUUUUAUUCCGCUCUCCUGCCGCUCCUCUGGGAGGGUUCAGCUCGGGUCGAGGUGACGCUGGUGCACCCCAGCGAGGCGGUGGCUGUGCUGCGAAGACUGAGGGAGGAGAGACCGGAUCGGGUGUUUUUCAAGAGCCUGUUCCGCUCCAACUCCCUGUCUGAAACCACGGUGUGUAACAUGUGUCUGUCUCCCAGCCAGCAGCCGCUGUGCAACUACACUGACCUCUACUCAGGGGAGCCCUGGUACUGCUACAAGCCCAAAAUGCUGAGUUGCAACACCAGAAUCAAUCACGCCAAGGGAGGCUACCAGAAACACCUCAUCACUAACAAAGAAGCACUGUUCUUCCAGAGCGGUGUAAACCUCAAAGUUCCAAUUCACGCUUCAGGAUCAGACAGAAUCAAUGUGCUACCAAAGAUGAAGGAUAAACCAGAGGUAGAAAGCAGCAGCACGCAGUCUGAGCCAGUUAAAGUCAUACCGUCUGGAUAUUACUACGGGGGCUCGUGGAAGCCGCUGGCUGGGGUCACGAUGCACCAGUUCAAUGACUCCUCCGCCAUCAUUCAGUGUCUGAAGGGCAAAGUGGUCAACAUGUAUGGGGACUCCACCGUCAGACAGUGGUUUGAAUACCUCAACGCCUUUGUACCAGAAUUAAAGGAGUUCAACCUGCAUAGUCCUAAAAACAUCGGGCCCUUCAUGGCAGUGGACAGCACGCACAACAUCCUCCUGAAGUACCGCUGCCACGGUCCGCCCAUCCGCUUCUCCACCGUCGCCUCCAGCGAGCUGCGCUACAUAGCGAACGAGUUGGACGGGCUGCCGGGGGGCCCAGACACCGUGGUGGUCCUCAGCAUCUGGGCCCAUUUCAGCACCUUCCCCGUGGAGGUAUACAUACGCCGGCUGCGUCACAUCCGGCGGGCACUGGUGCGACUUCUGGACCGGGCCCCGGGGACCGUCGUGGUGAUCCGCUCGGCCAACUUCCAGGUGCUGGACCAAGAGGUGAGUCUAUACAACAGCGACUGGUACUCGCUGCAGCUGGACGCCGUGCUCAGGGCCAUGUUCAAGGAAAUGGACGUCCUGCUGGUGGACGCCUGGGAAAUGACGCUGGCGCACUACCUCCCUCACGCCCUCCACCCGCCACCAGCCAUCAUCAAGAACAUGAUAGACAUGCUGCUGUCUUACAUUUGUCCUGAGAGGAAGAGGAACUGA